GACAGGAAUGUUGUGGAGUGGAGGCGUGGAAGAGUGAUUGUUGUAAACAAAGUAUUAUGUGUACGAUUAACUGGGUUUGACGAUGGCAAAUGUCGAAGAGGAAGAUAUCCAGGAUGAAGAAAUUUCCGAAGUCUUAAUUAAUUUUCCACCAGAAGUUCAGCGUGCCAUUGAACAAGUACUACCAAGCAGUGACCCACUAGAUAAGCCAGAUUUCAAUGCUGUUGACUAUAUCAAUACACUGUUCCCAACGGAACAGUCACUGUCAAACAUCGACGAUGUUAUUGGCAAUAUGCAGUACAAAAUCAGAUCAAUUGAUGAUGAAAUCCGAUCAGUCGUUAGGGGUCAAACAAAUGUUGGCCAGGAUGGACGUGCAGCUUUGGAAGAAGCACAGCGUGUUAUUCGGCAACUAUUCGUCCACAUAAAAGAUAUAAAAACGAAGGCUGAACAAUCUGAAGAAAUGGUGAAAGAAAUAACGCGAGAUAUAAAACAAUUGGACUGUGCUAAAAGGAAUCUUACUGCAGCCAUCACUACACUGAAUCAUCUGCAUAUGCUGGUUGGUGGUGUCGACAGUCUGCAGGCACUCAUUAAAAAGAGGCAGUAUGGAGAAAUUGAGCUUCCAUUACAAGCAAUAAUGGAAGUAAUGAAACAUUUCCACAAUUAUAUGGACAUUCCCCAGAUCAAACAACUAGCAGAGCAGGUUAACAAAAUACAUUUGGAAUUAGCAACACAAAUAACAGCAGAUUUCCGUGAUGCUUUUUCUGGUCCUAAUGCCAAACAUUUUGCACCUACUAAGCAACUAGCAGAAGCUUGUCGAGUUGUGUCUGUUCUGGAUCCAAAAGUGAAGCGAGACCUCUUGAAAUGGUUCAUUGGUUUGCAACUGGCCGAGUAUUGUCAUCUCUUUCAGGAAAACCAAGAUACUGCUUGGUUAGACAAAAUAGACAGACGGUAUGCGUGGCUAAAGAGACAUUUACUCGAUUUUGAAGACAAGUUUGGAUCAAUGUUUCCUCCAGAAUGGGAAGUAUCAGAGCGCAUCACAGUAGAAUUCUGCAAUAUUACCAGAGAUGAGCUUUCAAAGUUGAUGCAUAAACGCAAAACAGAAAUUGAUGUGAAGCUGCUUUUAUUUGUAAUACAAAAAACAGCAAAUUUUGAAAGUCUUCUUGCAAGAAGGUUUACUGGUAUCACAUUAGAGGAGACUGAUAGGCCAACUGAGAGAAGAUUGUCGGAGGCAGCUCCUUCAACAAACCCAUUUGAUGAACCUUCUGCUCCAGGUAACCCGUUUGAGGAAGAGACAGAAGACACAAAAUCCAGAGACAGUGCACCAGUUAAGCCAAAACUUUCACCUUUCCAGGGCAUCAUUGGACGCUGUUUUGAACCAUAUCUGUACAUUUAUAUUGAAAGUAUAGACAGGAAUUUGGCUGAACUUAUCGAGAGGUUCAUUCAAGAAACAAAGGAGCAACAGUCUGAUGGGAUAAAUGAUGGCACUGGAAAUGCUGUGAUGUCAUCAUGUGCUGAUUUGUUUGUCUUCUACAAAAAGUGCAUGGUACAGUGCACACAACUCAGUACUGGAGAGGCCAUGUUAGGACUCACAGCCACUUUUCAGAAGUAUCUACGAGAAUAUGCAGUAAAGCUGUUACAGAACAACCUUCCAAAGCUAGCUGCUCCAUCAUCAGGAAUGUCAAACUUGACGAGGGACCUGAGAGACCUAUCAUCAGCUGGGCUGUCUACUGCAGGACUUAUUCAAAACUUCCAAAGCCUUCUGAAAGAAGGAGAAGUAACGAGAUACACCCCGGAGGAACAGGCAAGGGUCUGCAGUAUACUUACAACAGCAGAAUAUUGCCUGGAGACAACUCAGCAAUUAGAAGAGAAGCUCAAAGAAAAAGUUGACCCUGGAUUGGCUGAGAAGAUUAACCUGUCCCAGGAACAGGAUGUAUUCCACAAUGUGAUCUCCAACUGCAUCCAACUCCUGGUACAGGACUUGGAAUCUGCUUGUGAACCAGCACUGACUGCCAUGAGCAAGAUAUCGUGGCAGAACAUAGACACAGUGGGUGACCAGAGUGGCUAUGUUUCUGCCAUCACUUCUCAUUUGAGGCAGACAGUUCCAGUAAUCAGAGACAAUCUUGUCUCAUCUCGAAAAUACUUCACUCAGUUCUGUAUCAAAUUUGCUAAUUCCUUCAUUCCAAAACUAAUACAUCAUAUAUUUAAAUGCAAACCCAUAAGCACUGUUGGUGCUGAGCAAUUGCUACUAGACACUCACAUGCUGAAGACAGUGUUGCUGGAUUUGCCCUCCAUAGGUUCCCAAGUAAAUCGAAAAGCCCCAGCUAGUUAUGCCAAGAUAGUUAUUAAGGGAAUGACAAAAGCAGAAAUGAUACUCAAGGUUGUGAUGGCACCUAGUGAACCAGCAGCAGCUUUUGUAGAUCAGUGCAUCAAGCUUCUUCAGGGUGCAGAUAUUUCAGAGCUACAAAAGAUCCUCGAUAUGAAGGGUCUGCGACGGGCAGAGCAGAGUCAGCUGGUGGAAUUGUUCCGCCAAAAACUGCCACCACCUCCUCCACUGGGAGGUAGUCCCAUGCUUGGUCCACCGGGUUCUCCACUGCCACCUCUGGGUCUUGGCAGCCCAGACCAUGAGUCGAGUCGCAUCAAGAAGCUUGAAAAACUUAUCAAGAAAAGACUGUGAACUCAGCCGAAGUGCCUGACUCAGCUAUGGCAUGUGCUAAUAGUCUUAAACAGUAACAUAUGGAUAGCAGUAUCAGGAGCAUUUGGUGCAAAAAGAGGAGCUGUAGUUCUUUUGAAAUAAAAUCAUAGUCAGUACUUUUUCCCUUUGUUAAGUAAGUAGAAUAAACUACAAAUUGUGCAGUACUAAAGUACAGUUGGUGCUAGAGUCAAAUAGUAAUCACUUAAAUGUGAAUAGGCCAUAGUGUGUGUGCUUCCCAUUAUCCAUUAUGCUAUUUGUGCCAGGGCAUCUCCCCCUAGUUUUGUGUGUGUGUGUGUUUUUUUAUUUGUUUAUUUAUUUAUUUAUCUUCUUUUCUCUUAAGAUGAUAGUGGUUAUUUAUUCAGCUACAAUGCAUAAAGCAGUGAGCUCUUUUGGUGAGGGAGGGAGGAGGGGAGGGGAGGGGGGGAGAUCCCUGUAUCAGUCCCAAUCAUUUUUACAUGGGCUUUAAAAAAAUGUUUGAAUAAAUUUCAUUGAUUGAAAGCUAACAUACAAAUACACUGUAUGCUUUCAAAUGUUUUAUUGCUAGAUAGUGAUUUUUUUACUGUUAUGCAGUUUAUACAUUUACAUCAGAUCUGAGAGCUGUGUUGCCUUCUGGCACCUUUUAAUUUAGUUUUAAAUUGUAAAUAAAAUAUAGGUAGAUGGGUAAUUUUGGAAGUACAGCAUAUCGUGACAUACAAAAUUAUUUACUACUGGUAUUACAAAAACAUGUUUUCUCCAAAAUCACAUACGGUCUCAUCUGUGUUGCCAUUUAUUUCUCCAAAAAAUUGAAGCAUUUAUCAUAGAUUAGCAUUAGUUUAAGUAGGAUCUCAAAAAAUGAAUGAAUGAAUGUACAAUGAUUCAAGUAGUCCACACCUGAGCUAUAAAAGACACGUCUGGACACUGAUUGCAUUGUAUUAAUUCUUAAAUCCUCAUUAUGCAGUUAGUAACAGUGCUGUAUGCCUGUGGCUGUGUGAAACAGGGUCCAUCCUUUAUGUUUAGUUCACUGCAGCGGCCACUCUGAUCCCUGGUCUCUCCAUCUCGCAGAUGCCUUCUUACCUGUUUCACUAUUUUCCCAUCUACUUAUUUUAAUGAUUUGAAAUGCUACACAAACUAUGUUGAAUGAAUAUUGUUAUUGUAAUGAAAAUCAGUAAUAUGUCUGUGUGCAGUAAUUUUUAAAGCCAUGGUCUGUUCACAAAGAUAUAUUUUCAGCACCAUGUGAAACUAAAUGUGAUAUUGCAAAAAGUAUCUUUGUGUUGAUUUUGUGGUAUGGCCUGAGGGAAUUGACACAUACAUCCAUAUGUAAUUGAGGGAAAAAGGGGGGGGGGGGUGUUUCUUACCACCAAUGACAUUAUUUCCUCACAAUUUAAAUGAACUUUGGAGCAUAUCUCCCUUUCAACAGUGCCUGUUUAAGCAUUGUAAUUUGCUAUAACUUAAGGAAUUUAUUUUUUGAUGAUACUUUUCACGCUCAAAUUGUGAGAGUGUCCAGACACCCUUCUCAUCAUAGCACAACACAACACAAUGAGACUUUUACCAAUGUAAGGGUGCAUUAGGUUGAGAGUACUGUUGCCAGAUUUACUCAGUCCUGUAUACUCCGUAGUGAAUUUGGCUCUAGCUUGAGAAAUUCUAAGAAGACUAUUUCCUCAAAAGAUGUUUACAUUAUGUCCAAAAUUACUAUAAGAUCAACACUUCAGGAGGAGCAUAUGUAGGUGCAGAAGAUAGUUGUCAAAUACCAUAUGAAACAGGUGUUAUGUUUCAGAAUCAUGCUCAAACUCUUGCAAAUUAUCAAAUGUACAAAGAUGGCACUGGCAUCAGUAUGUUUUGGAAAAGUUGCACUGUCUUCAUUUUACUUUUAGCAACAACAAAAAUGCAUUUUCUGUUGACAGUGCGAAGUUAUUCACUUUAAAUUUAGAUGAAAAUAUUACGCCAACAAAAUUUUUAGAAGAAAUCGUGUCUGUAUCAGGUCCUAACUGGAAUGCAGACAUCUGACCUGUUGCGCAAUUUGAUUGCGUUAAAUGUGACACAUAAUUUUCCACUCAUGCCUUAAUAGCUAAGCAAGUGCCAAAUACUUUCAUUAUGAGAAGUAUGUUGCCAAAACUGACCCCACUUCAUUAAGCCACACCUUUUUGUUGAUAUUCAUAAAUCUUUUCUCUCUCCUUUGGUCACAGUAAGUCCGUAAUGAAAGCCCAGAUUGUGUAAAAUAGUGAAUAAAGAUGUGCAACUAUCUUGAAAAAUGUCUACUUCCAUAAGGAUAAUCAAUAAUUUGCCGAGUUUUGUGUGUACCUUUCCACAAUAAUAAUGUGGUCAUGACAACACAUAGCAAAAUCUGGUGGUAAUUCACUUCUCCAUUCAACUUUUUUCCCCUGGAGUGUCAGUUUUCAAUGAAUUUUGGGCUUCCUCUUCUUUCUUGAAUAUUUCGUAGUAUUGUUUAUGUUUUAAGCUGCUGCAGAUCUUGUUAUUACCUUAUUAAUGAGGCCACCAGAAAUAUUGAAGCUCUAGACAGAAACGUAAUGCAUGAACUGUUUAUCUUGUCUGGUAUCCACCGUAAAAGGCAUGAUAGCACACUUUUAUAUACACAUCUGACAAAACUGCUUUCGACAUUGCUCAGCAUCAGAUAACACAUAGUUGCAACAAAUAGAAUGAAAACAAAUUCACAGUGCGCAAGUGAUCUCAUAGAACAAGAAGUUGCCUGAACUUUAAGCAUAGUGCAGGUUAGAAGUGUUGUAAGUGUGGGGAUGAAGUUUUGGCAACUUUGGAGGGUUGCAGCAGUCACAAAGCUCAUGAGGCUGGUUGAAUGCUUGCUAUGCCUCCAGCAGGAAUCUCACCCCAUUACUUCCUUUGUAGAUACCAACCCUAAAGUCAUUAUGAACGUUGUAUUAUUUAUAUUUAUGAAUAAUAGGAAACUAAAACUAACAAACUAUAUUGUAAAUCCCCACAUAGAAAGGUGUGAAACAAUAAAACUUACAGAGAAGUGGGAAAACUGAGAAUAGCUUGAUAUUUUAAUACAGAACUUUCUUUGUAGCAUUAGGUUUCAUAAGUUUUGUGCUCAUGCUUUUAAUGUGAGCAAUGCAUUUAAUUAAAAGUCUUAUUUUUUAUUUGGAAAGUCGCUACUCACCAUACAGCGGAGUUGAGUCGCGAUAGGCACAACAAAAAGAUUCACACAAUUGUAGCUUUCGGCCAUUAAGGCAUUUGUAGCAGUACACACACACACAUACACACACACACACACACACACACACACACGUCUGCAGUCUCAGAGAUAUGAAACCAUACUGCAAGCAGUAGCACCAGUGUAUGAUGGGAGUGGCAACUGGGUGAGGGUAAGGAGGAGGCUGGGGCGGGGAAGGGGAGGGAUAGUAUAUGGGAGUGACGGACAGUGAAGUGUUGCAGUUUAGACAGAGAGGGGGGAGGGGGUAAGUAGCGGAAAGGAGAGAAAUAAAAAGAAAUUAAAAGACUGGGUGUGGCGGUGAAAUGACAGCUGUGUAGGGCUGGAAUGGGAACAGGGAGGGGGCUGGAUGGGUGAGGACAGUGACUAACGAAGGUUGAGGCCAGGAGGGUUACAGGAACAUAGGAUGUAUUGCUGGGCAAGUUCCCACCUGCGCAAUUCUGAAGAGCUGGUGUUGGUGGGAAGGAUCCAUAUGGCACAGGCUGUGAAGCAGUCCUUGAGAUGAGGGAUAUCAUGUUUGGCAGCGUGUUCAGCAACAGUGGUCCACUUGUUUUUUGGCCACAGUUUGUCGGUGGCCAUUCAUGCAGACAGACAGCUUGUUGGUUGUCAUGCCUCCAUAGAAUGCAGCACAGUGGUAGCACCUUAGCUUGUAAGCUUGUAAUGCACAUGACUGCUUUACAGAUAGCCCUGCCUUUGAUGGGAUAGGUGAUGUUAGUGACCAGACUGGAGUAGGUGGUGGUAGGAGGAUGUAUGGGAUAGGUCUUGCAUCGGUCUGUUAAAGUGGUAUGAGCCAUGAGGUAAGGGAUUGGGAGCAGGGGUUGUGUAAGGAUGGAUGAGUAUAUUGUGUAGGUUCAGUGGACGGCAGAAUACCACGGUAGGAGGGAUGGGAAGGAUAAGGGGCUGGACAUUUCUUAUUUCAGGGCAUGACAAGAGGUAAUCCAGUUGCUCCAGUCCCAGAUGGUACUGAGUUACGAGGGGAAUGCUCCUCUUUAGCCAGACUUUGGGAGGUGGUGGGAGACUGUAAAGAGAAGGCAUGGGAGAAUAAUUAUCAGUGAAGGCUUCAGUGAGGCCCUCGAUAUAUUUUGAGAGGGACUGCUUGUCACUGCAGAUGUGAUGACCAUGGGUGGCUAGGCUGUACGGAAGGGACUUCUUGGUAUGGAAUGGGUGGCUGUCGAAGUGGAGGUAUUGCUAGUGAUUAGUAGGUUUGAUGUGGAUGGAGGUACUGAUAUCGCCAUCUCUGAGGUGGGGGGUCAACAUCUUGGAAGGUGGCUUGUUGGGUUGAGUAGGACCAGGUGAAGCAAAUGGGGGAGAAGUUGUUGAGGUUCUGGAAGACCUAAACAGACCCGCAACACAGUUAUGAACCUUUCUUCCAGAAGCCUUAGUACCACAGAAAUAUCAGUCCUUCCCUGUUGUUAGCAGUACAAACAAGAGGGAUCAGUAAGGAAUAUUGUGUAUUGUUACAUUAUUUUGCCUGCCUCCCCCCCCCCCCCCCCCCCCCCCAAAUAACAGAUUAACACUGUUGUGUUACACAUUGAUGCAUACACAAUUACAACUCUAAUUGACUAUGUUUCUUCAGUAUUACUUUUCAUGCCUUUCGUUCCUGUUCCCAUUUCAUUCACGAUAUGUCUAAGAUGUUUCAGGGUAAAUUCCUUGUCAUCUGAAGUACCAUACAGUAUUAAUAAGAAUUAAUUUGAUGAAUUUCUAUACUAAUAUGGCUUAUCUAAUUUGAUGACCAACAGGAUUUUAUGAAGAGAGAUUCAUGUCACUAAUCAGAAAGAUUUAAUUUUUUUGAGAUGCUGGUACAAUAAUCUACCGAUUAAAUAAUAAAAAAAUCUUUCACACAGACAUUCAUUUUAAUGUUUCGCUUUUGUAUCUGCUACCAUCUUCAUUUACCUUGUUAAAGGUUUAUUAUUUAUAUUUUAAAGUAAAAUACAUUGAACUAUAAAUCUGGAAAAGGCAGACUAAUUUAAAGAAUUUAAAUAGCACUUUUUAUUCAGUACUGUGUUUCAAAUGUAAUAUUAACAUUUUAAGCUUCAUACUUAUGUUAUCAAUCACUGGAUUUAUAACUAUAAAAUGGAUUCUGUAUUUCAUUAUUUUUUUAUCUCUGAUGUUGCCUACAUUUACAUAGGGUAGACAACAGUUAGAAACAAAAUAUACAAUUGAACUGAUGCCAGUACUAAACUCAACUAACAUAAUUGUCAUUUGUAGUCUCAUGUAUAGGCAUGUGAUUUUGUUAACAUUGGAAAAACCUUAAAUCUAAUGCACACGCUUCAGUUAUGUCAACCAAAAUAAAAGAACUGUUCUGGAAGAGAGUAUUUUAGAGAUAUGAAAGGAUGCUAAAAAUUUCAAAAGUGAACUGAUGGAUUGAUUUGAAAGUUAAAGUGUUGAAGUGUGCUCAUCAUCUGUAGCACAUGAAUAACUAUACGGUGAAGGAGGUGGUGAUGGUGCUUUUGUGUGUGUGGGGAGGAGGGGUUACAAUGGAGGGAGGGGGAAAGAAGAGGGCAUUGUUUGAAGGAUGGUAAGAUGUAGGAAAGAGCUAAUCACAGAUUUUGAAACAAAGGAGGAAAUUUAAGUGUUCAAUUUCCUAUCAACAAGUUCAUUAGAAAUGGUGCGCAAGCACAGAUUAAGGAAGGAUGAGGAAGGAAAUUAACCAUGCCCUUUCAAAGAAACCACCUUGGCAUUUGCCUUAUGUGAUUUAGGGUAACCUCUGAAAACUUAAAUCAGAAUCGCCAGAUGCAAAUUUGAGCCUCGUUCUCUCGAAUAUGAACCGAUUUUUGAGGCCACACUUUAUGUAUUGAGGUGGAAGGAAAACAAAGGGGAGAUGGUAACAUGAAACUACUUACACGUGUGAUCAAAAAUAUGGAGACACCAAAACACAACUCAGUACAGUAACUAAUACAUCGUAGGAAAACCAUUGGCAUUCAAAACAACAACUUCCAGUUGCCUUGGAAUAGAUAAAUACUUGUCCUGUAUAGUUUUCAAGGGUACCUGUACCAUUUUUCCUGCAAAAUAAGCCAAGUUCAGCAAAAAUUGGAGGAAGACAGCACUAUAUACCCUUCUCUCUCCAAUGUAUACCACAACACCUAAGUAAUUGUGGUGGUGAGGGAAGAUGCGACAAUUCAUCCUCAUCCUUAUGCUCAAAAAAUCAGUCCUGGACAUUGCAAGCUGUGCAAACAGGUGUCACCAUUUAUUGUGAAACACUGUACCAUGGGAUGGACUUGGUAAGUCAGAAUGGUCACAUAAUCCUUGGCAGUAAUGCAACUUUGCACAGUAACCUUGGGCCCCAUAGAAUACUAUGCUACGGCUGCCCAGAUCAUCACUGAACCUCCAUGUUUCACUAUUGGGACGUAAAAUUGGCCAAAAGUUGGGAAACAGUGCUAAACAAGACUCAUCCAACCAACAUUUGUCCAUUACUUGAUAGUCCAGGUUUUACAGGUUUGGUACCACAUUUUGCUGUUGUGGGCUCUCACAGCACUGAUGAAUCGUUUUGAAACUCCAGCACUCCCUGCUUAUGGAGCUCCCUUCAUGUUCUUUUGGUGCUGAUUGGGUUCUUGAGUGCGACAUUCUGUUCAACAGUGUCUUUUGCAGAUGUCAUCUUAUUUUUCAUCACUAUCCUCUUCAAGACCCUCUGUCACACUCAACGUACACUUUUGUCCAAGUAAUUACAUACUGGAUAAUGAUUUUCUGCUUUCCCUGCAUCUGGUAUAAAUCUUAAAUCAGUUGCUCUUGAAACACCAAUCACUUCAGCUACUUCUUUAUGGAGGAGCCACCAUGCCAGCAACAAUAAUUUGCUCACAUGUGAAUGCUCUGAGCUCCAACACUAAUCAUAACUGCAUGCAGCACUGUUCUGACCCUGAAUGGCACUUGCAACAUAUUGAGGACAUUGCACAGAUGCUUUUUGUGGUCAAAUACAGCAGUGCAAUCUGCAGGCUUGGCUAGCAUCUGCAUUUAUGUUCAAGCAUGCAUUUGUUAUAGAAUUUCCAUAUUUUUGUCCAUGUCCAGUAUAUAGUAUCAUGACUUUUUUUGUAGAAUAGACAUUGGGAACGGUGUGAGUUAGAAAUCAAGAUUUUUUGGGAGGGGUGGGAGGGUAUAAAUUGUGAUUCAAGGAGCCAUAUACUUUAAAGACUGGUUACAGAAACAAUACGAAAUUUAAUUUCAGUCACAAUGGCCAGAUAAAAGCCCUGCAUCAUAUUCGUUGUGCAGACUGAAAAUCAUAUAAACACACAUAGGACAUUAAUUCAUUGGUACUUGCAUAUAGUGAUUCAAUGAGUAUAUUGGAAAAGAAUAUGCAACUAAAUGACAGUUUCGUGGAACUCUGUCUUGGCAGUGGUAACUCUUUUCCUAUACCGUGCCUCAUGACAGUCUUCUAAAUAACUCCUCUCUAUUCAGCAAAUUACAUUCAAUUGUGAAAAAGGUCCUUGUUAAAUUGUAGGUGCUACUUUACAGACUAUAAGCUGAUUUUUGAAAUUCAUUCCAACAUACUGUUACAAAUUGGGGUGAAGUUGUGGAUUAAGCAAAUAUCUUUAAUAAUAUUUUGUAGUCACAAGAACCAUUUUCAGGGAAAUAAGUUUACCUGUGUGUGUUUUCUGUUACUGUCUGUGAAUAUAGCAUUCCUAUUACUAAUGAAUUAUGAGAAGUGUAACACUAGUAUCCCUGUAUAUAUGCUGCACAAUGCAUUUGUUGUGUACUAUUUGUUUAAUACUAUGUUUACUAUCUAUGUAAAAAGCAACACUACAAAAAUGCAGACAUGUUAGAUCUUU
Messenger RNA from Schistocerca gregaria, 10609 nucleotides. Its product is annotated as vacuolar protein sorting-associated protein 53 homolog. Bases 83 to 2671 code for a protein of 862 amino acids. Gene Ontology annotation, cellular component: GARP complex. The record is from RefSeq and is a predicted model, not a curated record. Gene Ontology annotation, biological process: retrograde transport, endosome to Golgi. The transcript has 16 exons. NCBI's taxonomy places the organism in Eukaryota, Metazoa, Arthropoda, Insecta, Orthoptera, Acrididae.